This is a messenger RNA of Fulvia fulva, 282 nucleotides long. RefSeq names its product NADH-ubiquinone oxidoreductase. The record is from RefSeq and is a predicted model, not a curated record. The coding region runs from base 1 to 282 and encodes 93 amino acids. NCBI's taxonomy places the organism in Eukaryota, Fungi, Ascomycota, Dothideomycetes, Mycosphaerellales, Mycosphaerellaceae. The transcript is spliced from 3 exons.
AUGUCAGGCAAAUACGCCUUCACCAAGGCGCUCAAGGAGCUGCGCUUCCACCACUGCCAGACUAGCGAACACUCGAAUGCGCUCCGAUCCUUCUUGACACGCGCAUAUCCCACAAUGAAGAAGAACAACCCACACACGCCCAUCAUGCUCCGAGAGGCAUUGGGCAUCGAGCCACGAGUGUUCGCGCGAUAUGAGUUUGGACGAGAAAAAAUGGUGGAAUUGAAAGGACUGGACGACAAGGGCAUCGAGGAUAAGAUCACGUCUCUGGUGAGCGAGCAAUAG